Messenger RNA from Parnassius mnemosyne (clouded apollo), 573 nucleotides. The record is from the annotation of a GenBank genome assembly. NCBI's taxonomy places the organism in Eukaryota, Metazoa, Arthropoda, Insecta, Lepidoptera, Papilionidae.
AUGUGUGACAAAACGGUACUUAGGUCAUUGGUGGUGGCGGCGGCGUUAGCGUGCGUCGCAGCGCGUCCAGAACCACCAACGUCGUACGGCGCUCCUUCAACAUCUUAUCGAGCACCAUCUUCAUCAUAUGGUGCACCAGCGCCUCAGUAUGGGCCGCCGCAACAGCCCAUAGUUCACAAACACGUAUACGUGCAUGUGCCUCCUCCGGAUAACGAGAUACCGCGUCCACAGAAACAAAUCCACGUACCUCCGCCUCAAAAACAUUACAAGAUAGUGUUCAUCAAGGCACCGACUCCACCGACACCGACCGCACCUAUCAUUCCUGUGCAACCACAAAACGAGGAAAAGACCCUCGUCUACGUUUUAGUGAAGAAACCCGAAGAACAGCCUGAUAUUGUGAUCCCAACGCCAGCUUCUACUCCACCCGCCAAGCCAGAGGUGUACUUCAUCAGAUACAAGACACAGAAACAAGAGGGCUAUCCACCAGCGAAAUCUCCAGCACCUCAAUAUGGACCGCCGGCUUCUGCACCAUCUUCGGAAUACGGUGCACCCUCUGGCGGCAGUUCAUAUUAA